Messenger RNA from Glossina fuscipes, 10031 nucleotides. RefSeq names its product protein piccolo (gene Hers). Lineage: Eukaryota; Metazoa; Arthropoda; Insecta; Diptera; Glossinidae. The record is from RefSeq and is a predicted model, not a curated record. The transcript has 8 exons. Gene Ontology annotation, molecular function: chromatin binding. The coding region runs from base 798 to 9839 and encodes 3013 amino acids.
UUCAUUGUUCACAUAUAUUUCGUGUAUCUAUGAAAUUUUUUUCUGAAUCUGUUGAGUGUAUCUGCAAGAUUUAUGUUUAUUUCCUCUCGUAUUCCUCUUUUUUUCGCAGAGAGUGCCAAACAUUACAAAUCAAUUAAAGAGAGAAUGUGAGAGUGACAUAUAGAGAGCGAACGAGAGAAAGAGAGUGAAUUUAUUUCUUUUACUUACCAUGCAAUGCACUCCGUUCUCUCGGUUUUUUUUUUUUUUUUUCUCAUAUUCAUUAACUGGAUUUGUUGUUGAUGUCUGUCGUUUUUUGCCAUCGUACGCCGACAUUGAAAUAUUUCUUGCGUUUUUAUUUUUUUAUAAAUUUUGUUUGUGUUUUGUUUUUCUUUUUUGCACAAAAUUCGUGACUUUGCAAAAUAUGAAAGCAACAACAGUAAAUAUCGUUACAUGAAUGUACUUUUAUUAAAUAUUCUGGACAUCAAUUUUCUUUUUUCUUUGUUUUUUUUUUUUUCGAAGAUGCUCUCAAAAGAAAAAGUGAAAUAUAACAAAAAAAAAAAAUUAAUAAAAAUAUGUGCAAACCCAAAAAUGUUAUCAUGACUAGUAAUAGUUGGCAUAAAAAUAUAGUAACGCUAGCGUUUAUUGAACUAAAUGUUUAUGCUUAGUGAAUAUUUUAUUGAAACUGCAUUUUGUAAGUUUGUAAAAACGUUACGCAAAUGUUUUCCUCUCAAUUAUACUCAUUGGAUAUUCCGUCUCAGAUGUAUAAUUAUUUCAUUAUUGCCGAAAUAUUAUUUCAAGCUGUUCACAUGUAAAGGGGGAUGGGACCCAAAAGACGUGUUUCCGUUGCUGAGCGGCAGCACCGUGCGCACGCAACACCCAAUUUAGCACCAAAGAAACGUCCCGCAACUACAAUUUCCAGUCAAUCUCCAGCAACGAGGAAGCUUUCCUUAGUUGCAGAUUCUUCAACAGCGUUGAGAAAAGCUCCAUCGAAACAAUUAACAUCGCCGCUAAAGAAAUCAUUGAAAUCGACUAGCAAAGAAAGAAAAUCGGAAUCGGAUAAACCGUUCGAAAACCUAAACGAAAGCAAGAGUGAAAAAGUAAAAAACGAAGAGAAGAAAACAACAAGAGCUUCGUCUAGAGAUAAUGCGAAACGAAAUUCCCAAGAAUCAGUGAGUGAUAAGAAAGCACAAAAGAAAGAAGAUUCACCCUCCUCUGAUGUAUCCUACAGUUCUCUUGCUAGCAAUUCUAGCUUAAGUAAUGGUUCUGAGAGCGUUACAAAACCGGAAACAAGACUUCACGAUAAGAAAGAUGAGAAGACAAAGGCAAUUAGUAAAAUGUUAAAGAGUCUUGAUAUUAAAAUAAGUGGUUUUGAUAAUAUAUUACCGAAAAACGAAAGCAUCACCGAACUUGGUUUGAAAUCUUCUAUAUCGGAGAAUGUCAAAACCAAGUCAAGAGCGGCUGCUGUCAAGGUGAUUGCUAGCAUGAAUCCUCCAAAACCUAUUAAACGAACAAAAAGUGACGAGGAGAAGAAGCGAGCACAAAAACAACCAGAGAAACAUUCUCAGCAACAUAAAGAGAAAGAAUAUCAAGAGAAGACUCAAUAUAAACGAAUAGGAGAAAAGAAUCCGAGUGAUGUGAAGCAAAAAGAAGAAGAAAGCAAGAUGCCGAUAGUUGAAACAAAGAAGAAAUUGGCAGCAAAAAAGGCCAAAUUGGAAAAUACUCAAAAAUCUAAAAAAAUACAAGCGACACUUAAAGGAGUUAAAAAAGAUAAUACCUGCAAAGAAGCUGCAUUAGAGAAGAACGAUGACAACCAAAACGGAGAAGAAAAUUUUGGAAUUGAAAAACUUAAUAUUGUAACUGAUAAGCAAAAUAAAAAGCUGUCGACUGAAGUCGACUCAGAGGAAUUCCAUCGUCACGUAUCGGAUCAGCUUAUGGAUGAAAAUAGUGACAAUGAUACUCCCUCUAAAAAGUUGAAAAGUCCGAAAUUAAAAUCGAUUCCAAAGACAGAACCUAUCAGAGAAGAAGCUAACAGCUCGGAGCAAACUAAAGAUGUAUCAUUUCCUAAACAUGAGGAGCAAGUGCACAAAGAAGAGAAAACACUUGAUUUUUUCAAUAAAAGUCCUAAAGCGGAGGGCGGUCUUCAAGUUCAUAAAAGAAUUCUAUCCCCAAAAAUAAUUAAAAUGGAAGAUAAAUCAAAUUUAAUGACUGAAGAGAAAGAAGAAAUAUUAAGUGUAAUAUUGGAUGCGAAUACUGAAGUUGUGCAAAUGGAAAUUGAAGAAAUUACCGUAACCGGAUUGGGAAAAAGCGAUUUAAAGCACAGGGCAUUAGCUCAAAGAGAAUUAAAAAAUAAUGAUGUAUCAAAAAUGGAUAAUAAAGGUAAACUGAAAGGAACGGAAGUAAAAGCUAAAGAAACGCUUAAAAGUUUGUUUGUCCCCCCGAAAGAAAAGAAAGUCUCAGAUAUUAAUCAUCGAUUACAAACUAAAUUUAAAGUUAAUCCUAUUAAGCCAAAGAUCAGCAAACCGAUGAAGAAGACCAAUCCAGCAUCGCGCCUUUUAACUCUGAGUGCCAAAAUAGAACAGAAGAAAAUGGAGAAUAAAGAUGAUAUUUAUGACUUUAAGUCUGGCUCUGAAGAUGAGGGAUUUAUUAAAAUGGAACUGCCAACAUUAAAAAACUUGAGAGAAUUUUCAGAUGAAGAUAAUCAGCCCUUAAAAACUACUCCGAAACGAGAAAUUCCUAAAUUCAGUGGAUUCCGAGAAAAAUUCAAAAAAGAAUCACAACUAAAAGCAACAGCUAUGACUACGUCAGUAAAACAUCAAGAACAAGAACAGGAGAGCUGUGAUGUUGAAGAGACUCGGAAAAAAGAAAGAGAGACGAUAGUAGAAAGUCCUGGGUGUCUUAAUGAUAAGGAAGCCAUAAAGAUAACACCCGCUAAGUCCAAGAAAGUUUUAAAAACAAAAGCUCAAAAUAACAAAGCUGCUAAAAAGCCGGCAUUAAAGCAGAAGGAGAAGGUAUCAAAAGUUUUAAAAGGUAAAUUAACAAAAAAAGAGGAGAAAAGUAAAGAUAAAAACAAUAGCGGAGACAGCGAAGCAUCUUCGUCACCAGAGAGUAGUAGUGAUUCCGAAGAUGAACAAAAGUUGAUUGUUUUCGGUCAGAAAAAACAACGAAUGGCUUCGCUCAAUGCCUUAGCUAAAGUGCAAUGCCUAUAUGAAAAUGAGUCUAGAACGGCCUACGAAUUAGGUUUAUCGAAAGCAACCUUGAUGCCUCCAAAAAUACGAACAUUAGAUGGCAGUGAAGACGAAAGGGAUAAAGAGAAAGACAAAAGUAAGGAAAAGGAUGUCGAUAAGGAGAAGUCUAAAACAAAGGAAAGAGAUAAAGUAGAAAAAGACACUGCAAAGUUUAAAGAGAAGGACACUACUAAGCUGAUCGAUGAUAAAUCCAAGGCAAAAAAAGAUAAAAAGAACGAAGAUCCUCUAAAAAUCGCAGACACAAUUAAAGAAGAUAGCGAAGAAGAGCCUGUGGAAGAGCCGAAACGUGAAUUACGUAAUGUUUCUGGAGGCCGGGGGCUAGGAAAGCAUUGGGAAUUCGACAGCGAUAGCGAGCAUGACGAAAUCGAGCGCAUGAAAUUGAAAAAGAAAAAACUUCAGAAGAGGCUUCAGGCUAAGAAGGAAAGGGAACUAGAAAAAGAGAGAAUUAAAGAACGUAAAGAAGAAGAAAGUAAAGCUAAAAACGAGAAUACUGUCGAACAUAACAAAGAUAAGGAACCUAUCAAAGUGAAACGGAAAUACACAAAAAUGAAAAAGUCCCUCAAAAAAGGGGCGAAAUUAGCUGUAGCAACCUCUGAAGACGAAAGUAACGUAGAGUCUAGCGAUAAGGAAGUGGUAAGUGAAAAAGAAGAUGAGAGAGAAAAAGAGAAAAGUAAAGUGUCAAAAAGUAAAUCGGAUGCGAAGAAUCUCCCUAAAAAACGUAAAAGAAUUCUUAAGGAGGAUCUGAUAGGCGAUUAUAAAGGCAUUCUAGCACGUAAACGCAUGGCCAGUUUAAAUGCCAGUGCUAUUGUGGCGGCAACGUAUGAAGUGGAAAGACAUCUGGACAAAAAUUUAGGCAGUGAAUGCAGCAGCUAUGAGAGUUACGAAGAUGAAAGGAAAAAUACAAGCAAAAAAUCGAAAGAAAUCGGAAAGAGCGCUGAAAAAGAGAUUAAGAAAACUUUUGCAAAUUCGGCCGUCACAGAUAUGGAUGGCAAGGUACCCCUUACUGUAACCAAUACUCCUAAAACCCCUACAAAAAUAGAAAAAUCUCUAAAUAUUUGCGAAGAGAGUAAUGAUUCCAAAUAUUCCAAAGAAACCAAAGAGACUAAUACGGACGCAACUACAACUACAUCGACUAACACUGGAAGUUGUAAUACUAGUAUUGCCACAAGCAAGGACUCUAAAGAAUCAAGCCGGCCCACUUCGUCAAGUGUAGUUAUUGUUCAGGAUACGGAUGUUACUAUAACCGGCGUGUAUGUUAAUUCCGCUGUUGGUUCGGGACAAGAAGCUUAUUGCAAAAUGCAGUAUCGCGUUCAGUCAAGUGUUACCGAAGAGCGAUUAUUGCGUCCAGGUUCGGAGGAUCCUCCUCCGAAAUCUUAUACUCCAUUAAGUGCGUUAUCCAGCAUGCUGCCUCCAGGUGCUGCCGCAGGAGUAAGCAGUGUUGCUAAUGAAAGUCAUGUUAUUGCGACACCUCCUCCAUCAUCGAGUAGCACUUCACAACCCUCCGCGGGGAACUCGGUGGCUGAGUCAAUCAAUCCGGUGGCUGCUUUAUAUCAUUCAACUGAUUUAGGAAUACAUACAGAACAUGGACCAACGGAUCAUCACGGCCCUCCGCCACCUUCUUAUGCAGCGGCAGCCGCUGCAGCAGCUGCUGCCUACCAUGCACAUCACAUGUCACCGCAUGCUGGCGGCCAUCACCAGCAUCCUUAUGCGCAUGCACAUGGACAUCAUCAGUAUCAACCGACCGCUGGUAGCGAACAUCACAGUAUGCCACCACCACAUCAUUAUGCUAGUGGUGGCCCUCCACCUCACUUUGGGCCUCCACCUCCCCCAAUGCCCGGUUCCCCUCCGCCAACAUAUCGUGCUAGUAAUGUUUACGCUGCAACGCCGGCAAUCGCUACUUCAGGUUUACACCCGCCUCCUGGAGUAGGAGGUCCUAGCGCCUUUUGUCCACCAAAUGCACAUGUUCAGCAACAAACAACCGCAACUGCAUCAGCGCAAAUGACAUCACAGCAGCAACAACUACAUCCAGGUAGUCAGCCCUCUUCAAGUGACACAAGUGGUUAUUACCAACCAACCGGUCCCCUGAUCUCACCGCACGUUUUAGCACCAGUAACUGCAGGUCAUCCACUUCCACCACCAAAUGUGCCAUUAUUGCCAACAGCAGGGACCACUAAGGGCAAAUGUUCAGCAUCAAUUACACCACCUACAGAUCCCGAACAUUCACAACAAACAGAAACACAAAGUGCAACAGUAUCGGCGGAGAAUACGGGCGGUGAAGGCGAUUUGCUUAUAACGGGUGGCGAUUUGACGCCUUUCCGUUAUCCGUCUCAGAGUUCAACAACGGCAGCACAUCAACAACAACAAUUUCAUCAUCAAGCUGCUGCCGCUGCUGCUGCAGCUGCGGCCGCGGCAGCCGCUGCCGCUCAUCCAAAUUCACCAUAUCCGCGUUCAAUGCAUGCCCAGAUGCACUAUUCGACGGCGUAUCCUGCCAACUAUUAUUCGCCGUAUCCCGGUGAACCAAUAUGCUAUUCGCCGCCCGCCUAUCAAUCCUAUUUUCCAACCAAAGUUUAUCAGAGUGCUCCACCGCCACCGCCACCGUCGGCUUAUAGGCGUUAUCCAUAUUAUCAACCGGGGCAUCCACCACCCCCUGCAGAUUUAUAUGAUCAGGCACCACCACCACCACCAACGGCCGGCGUAGCCCAACAAUCUGGUCCGCCUCCUAACCAAACCGGUCCACCUACGCAACCGCCAGCAGGGUCACAAUUGGUACCGGCUGGUUCAGCAGCGCACAGUCAACAUUUAGAACAUUAUCCUGGGCCGCCAAGUUACUAUUCCGGUUACAGUCCAGGAAGCGCUGCAGCCGGUCAGUGUUAUACACGCAGCAUUCAGGCACCUUAUAUGGAAUAUCCACCUCAAUGUCCAUGUCCAAUGCAACAAUCGUGUCCAAAAAACGUCCAUACUGGGCCUCAUAUUGGUAGCAACAGCAAUGGCAGCAACAACAGCAGUACUUCAGUCAGCAACGGUACCAACAGCGUAACGAUCAAUCACAACAAUCAGAAUAUGAUCGCGACCAUUCAGCACAACAGCAACAGCCAUAGUCACACUAACAGCAACAGCACUCAAAGUACAAUUAGUAGCAAUAAUAAGAGUGGCGGCAAUAUGGUGACGAAUGCGAACAACAACAGCAAUGCGUUGAAUAUCAAUAGAGGCCCAGUUAAAAAUUUUAAUACACCCCUAAACAUCGACACCCAGAUUCCAGAUUCCAAUAAUAGUUUAUCUUUGAUAACGGCAACGGUAAAGACCGAAAUGAAAUCAGAGGAAUCCGACAAUAAGAGUCAAUACGAGGAAAAUGUUGUUCAACCAUUAACACCUCUCGAAAGUUAUAGCACAAAUGAAGACAAACUUGCCGAGAUCAACGAGAUAGAAACUACAAAAGCAAUACCUUUAGAAGAAGACGUGGAAGAUGCAAUAAACAAGCUGCAACAAGUUAAUACUUCAUCUCUUACCACACCAGGGCAUUUAUUGAAUGCUACCACAAUUGAAGAGUAUGACUUGACAACCCCAACACCUCCCCUAAUAAAUCCGAAUCCUAUGAACGGUAGCAGCAGCUCACAACAACAAUCGUUGGUCGGUAGAAGAGCACGCAUUGGCAAAUCGAUGGCUUGGGAAAUGGUGUAUGCGGGUGCAGUCAAUGCGAAUGCAGUAUCACCAGCACUGCAACCAACAUAUCCAACAUCACACCAAUCCGCAAUGAAUACAUCACCAAAUACUACCUCCGCAUCCAAUCACAAUUUAUGUCUUAAGCGAACAUCACAAUUUAUUUCGAAUAACUCCCCAACGCAUAACAACUAUUCAACUCAAAUGGGAAACGAGACGUCAUCUAAAAAUAUGAAUAACAGCCCCAGUAGAAUGCUGUCUAAGGGAGACGCAGCAGUGAUCGCUGCUCCAUUAAUAUUAAAAGCCGAAAUAAAAUCGGAGAAAAUUAAACUCGAAGAUGAGCUUCUAGACAAGGUGUUGCAACAGCAAACAACUACAAUGCCACAACAACAUUUGUCGCCUUCACCUCAAAUACAUAUCAAUCAGGAAAAAAGCGAACUUAAAAUAAUUAAAGCUGAACCUAUAACACUUAACGAAAUCUUGCACGAAAGCAAAGUUAAAUUAGAAGCCGAUUCGGGCUUGGAAAAGUUUCCGUCAGCGGAGAAAGACUCCUCAGAUAUUGAUAGUGCUAAAAAUAGUUCAAGCAACAAACCCGUAGGACGUAUGCGUUUACUACCAUCCUGGCAGCAACCAACAAUUUCGAAUCUGCCAAUUAUCAAUUGCGACAUAGAUCUCUCUCAUACCUCAGAUGAUGAAAUUUUAGAUUUGUGUCACAGCCCAGUAGUGCCAAGCACGGUAUCGAUUUGUAAUGGUAAACGCAUAAAGAUUCUAGAAUAUAGCAAAAAUCAGUGCAAGAAAUCGCCUCCAAAUAGUUAUAAAAGUUUAAUUAAGCAGACCGUGCCCAAAACGUAUCUCUGUCUCAGUCGUAAGGUCGAUAAGAAAUCACGUUACGGUAAACUACAAAACAAAUCCGCAAAGACGAGUUCCUGUAAUAGCACAAUACGACGAAGAGAAUUGAUCCUAACCGAUCAACAGAAAAAAAGACUAAGAGUGAGAAAAAAGAAAUUGGCUGCACUGGAGAGACAGAAACGGGAAGCCCGUGAAAUGAAGAGAGCAGAAUGCAAGCAAAAACGCAAAGAACCUAAACUCGAUUCGAAUAAAUGCGAUAGUCGAACUGAUGAGCAAAUUAAAAUUGAACAAGAGACUAUUAUUGUUGAUUUGGUAGCCGACGAGGAGGAAAUUGAACGAAAGGCUAACAAUUAUAGCGAGAGAAUUCUUAUUUUGCCCACCCAAGAAUUAGUACGUCAGCCUGUAUUAGAAAAAACGAACAACAUGCUCGAUAAUGUACCAAUCAAGGCAUCACCUAAACGGGGAAAACCGACAAAGAAGACGGUCGUGCCCUUACAUUUAAUCGAAACUAUUGACGCAGUAGCAAGAGGAUACUUUUCAGAACCUGAAACUAGAUGCUCAUUAACGAUAUCUUCGCCUAUCCAUGCAAAUUUCUUGCAAAAUCAUGAAAAAUCUGAUCCGACUACCGCCACAACCACGAAAAAGUUAAAAAGUAGUAAAACGAGCACAGAAAAACGCUCAAAGUCCGAAACAAAAAAGCCAAUAAAAUCGAUUCUUAAAUCAACUUCGGAUAUCAAAUCGUCAGACGCUUUAAUAAAGCCGGUCUUAGAGAUUCAAGCGCCCAAAAAUAAAACAAUUCAAAUGUUGAUUACCUCAAAGCAAUUGGAAGCCGGUCACGUAUUAGAGAACGAAAAUAAUAAUAAUGCUGCGGCGCAGCAGUCUUCCGAAGCAGCUUUAAUUGGUUCAAAGAUAAGCAAAAACUCAAAAUCUAAAGUGACUAAAUGUAAGAAAGAGCCCAAAUCGAAAAGACAGUCGGAGCCAAAUUGCAAAAAAUCAAAACCAUCGAAAGAUGCAAAGAGUACCAAAGUGAAUAUGGAGACCACAUUAACUUCCAAUCAAUUGGAGAACGAGAAAGAGAGAAAUGAAUGUGUUGCAGUCAAUUUGGAACAGAGGCCGACAGACGAAACAAAUAAUAAUGAGUAUAAUAAGACGGUCGUACUACAUACAGAAGUGCCUGUUAAGAUCGCAAACUCAUUAGAAUUGUUGGAUACUGAAAAUUCCAAUGAUGACCACCAGAGCUCAAUUUCGGAUAUAUUUCUGCGUGAAACAGAUCAAGCAAUCAAAUUAUCACAGCAACAUUCCCUCAAUACGUUGACUCCUGUAUUUUUGCAACCCCCAUUGCCUCCGCUACCGCGCGUAGUAUGCCAUUCGCAUCAUCAUCAACAACAUACAGGCAAACGAAAUAGAUCACGUUCCAAAUUUGGCAGUCGCAAGCGACAAAAAUUGAAACAUUCCACAGUGUCUUUUGAAUUGGAUGAAACACUGCCACCAGCCCCACGUAGCGAUGUGGUACCAAAAUGGAAUAACGGUUGGACUUGGGAAGGCGAACCGUUCCAGGGUGCUGUUUUUCUCAAUAGCGAUGAUCCUCUGGUCAUACGAACCUGUUAUCCUGCGAUGCGACAUUCGGAAGGCGACAUUAUACGUACAAGAGAUUGCGUGCUCCUAAAAGCCAACGAGGAUAAUGAAUUGCCAUAUGUGGCUAAAGUGGCACAUUUAUGGGAAAAUCCGGAAGAUGGUGAAAUGAUGAUGUCUUUGCUAUGGUAUUAUCGUCCAGAACACACUGAACAAGGUCGUCAGCCUAACGAUAGUCCCGACGAAGUUUACGCAUCUCGUCACCGUGAUCACAACUCGGUUGCCUGCAUCGAAGAUAAAUGCUACGUGCUAACAUUCAGUGAAUACUGCAGAUAUCGUAGGCGAUUACGUGCCGCCGAAGAAGACAUCGAAGAUGUCAACAUUGUACCGAAACGCUCCAACUAUUAUAGUAUGCGAACGGUGCCCGAUAAUACCAAUCCAGAAUUAGUUAUGUUCUGUCGAAGAGCAUAUGAGUUUCGCACCAAACGUCUUCUAAAAAUGCCAAACAAGCAAGAUUAUUAUGUAGUAACGGCGUGAAAUUUCCACUUAAAACUCUGCUGUAAACGUAAAACUCAAAAUACUAAAGUAAAUCACUAGAGAAUAGUAACAUAAACAAAUAAAAAACAAUAUGUAAUAGAAAAUCUAAAAAGGAAUAUAAACAAUUGCGGUCACACAUAGUAAGAGAAACACAUAAAUAUGUAUAUAUAUAUAUAUAUAUAUUUAUAUAUA